This is a messenger RNA of Volvox carteri f. nagariensis, 2518 nucleotides long. RefSeq lists its product as uncharacterized. Gene Ontology annotation, cellular component: cytosol. NCBI's taxonomy places the organism in Eukaryota, Viridiplantae, Chlorophyta, Chlorophyceae, Chlamydomonadales, Volvocaceae. Gene Ontology annotation, biological process: GMP biosynthetic process. The record is from RefSeq and is a predicted model, not a curated record. Gene Ontology annotation, molecular function: GMP synthase (glutamine-hydrolyzing) activity; GMP synthase activity; ATP binding. The coding region runs from base 1 to 1611 and encodes 536 amino acids. The transcript has 7 exons.
AUGACGGCCAACGGCACAGCGUCCCACCAGGCGGUGGUUCUCAUCCUCGAUUACGGCUCCCAGUACACGCAGCUCAUCACUCGUCGUGUGCGCGAGUUGUGCAUGUUUUCUAUGCUCUUUCCGGGGGAUGCAUCGUUGGAUCGCAUUAAAAGCGUGAGCCCACGCGUGGUCAUCCUUUCCGGCGGCCCUAACUCCGUGCACGUUGAGGGCUCGCCGCGCGUGCCGGAAGGCUUUUUUGAGUAUUGCGGCGAGAACAAUAUUCCCGUUCUUGGUAUCUGCUAUGGAAUGCAAAUGAUUACCCACCUCCUGGGCGGCGAGGUUAAAGCAGCGGCUCACGGUGGCGAGUACGGCCGCAUGCCCAUGGACAUCGCCGCGUCGUCACGACUCUUUGACUUCCUCAGCAGUAGCACAGUAAACGUCUGGAUGAGCCACGGUGACGAAGCCGUUCAACUGCCGGAGGGUUUCACAGCAGUUGCUAAGAGCCACCAGGGCGCCAUUGUGGCCAUUGAGAACACUGAGCGCCAGAUCUACGGCUACCAGUUUCACCCCGAGGUCAUGCACACGGAGCACGGUAUGGAGAUGAUCAAGCACUUCCUUAUCGGGAUCGCGCAAGUGCCCGCGAAUUGGAACAUGGGCCAGGUGCUUGAAACGCAGUUACAAAAGAUCGCUGAGCAGGUUGGUCCGGAGGAGCACGCAAUCUGCGCGCUAUCGGGCGGUGUGGACAGCACUGUGGCGGCCACACUGGUGCACAAGGUGUUGGGCGAGCGCUUGCACUGCGUCUUUGUGGACAAUGGCUUGCUGCGGUACAAUGAGCAACAGCGCGUGAUGGACACGUUCAACAACCACCUGCACCUGCCCGUCACAUGUGUCGACCACAGCAAGGUGAUGUUGGACCGCCUGCGGGGCCUCACCGACCCGGAGGCCAAGCGCAAGGCCAUCGGCGCCGAGUUCAUUGAGGUAUUCAAAAACUACGCCACAGAGCUGGAGCAGAAGCUGGGCAAGAAGCCCAGGUUCCUCGUGCAGGGCACGCUGUACCCUGACGUCAUCGAGUCCUGUCCCCCUCCGGGCAGCGGACAGAAACACAGCCACACCAUCAAGUCGCACCAUAACGUGGGCGGCCUACCCAAGGACCUGCAGUUUACGCUCAUCGAGCCCUUCCGGGAACUUUUUAAGGAUGAGGUGCGCGCCGUCGGGCGGUUGCUUGGCGUUCCAGAGCAGUUCAUCAAGAGACAUCCCUUCCCGGGCCCCGGUCUGGCUGUGCGUGUGCUGGGCGAUGUUACCGAGGAUGGCAAGCUGGACACCCUUCGGGAAGUCGAUGAGAUUUUUGUCAAUACCAUCCGUGAGUACGGGCUGUACGACGAGAUUUGGCAGGCUUUUGCAGUAUUCCUGCCGGUCAAGGCCGUGGGCGUGCAGGGCGACCAGCGCACACACAGCCAUGUGGUGGCGCUGCGUGCAGUGACCUCGGCCGACGGCAUGACGGCCGACUGGUACAGCUUCACGCCGGCUUUCCUGCGCGACGUAUCGAACCGCAUAUGCAACAAGGUCCGCACCGUAAACCGGGUGGUGUACGACAUUACCAGCAAGCCGCCGGGCACAAUUGAGUGGGAGUAGAUUGAUCGAUUGGGGCUCCUCAGGGCUUUGGCGUUGCAGCCUAGGCGUGAUGUUGGUCACGAUCCGACUUUAGCAGGGUGAUGAACUGACGGUGGUGGUGGUGGUGGAAUGCCCGUUUGCUGGGCGGGAAUGUGUGUGAAGCUGGGACAUCUGUGAUUGGGCUUGGAACUGUAUCUGCUUGGACGUGCAUUUGCUGGGUCGUUGCAGGGCUUGCGUUGGGUUCGUUGGUUGGUUUCGUUGCGGCGCAAAGGCGGAUUACAGGUGGAGGGUCCACAUCGGAGCACGGUUUUUGCACUGGGUGCGUGCAUCCCGGUCGAUUGACCAAGUCGUACACAGAAGUGAGGGAGGUGUUGUGACAGGACCUCUUGUUCUUCGGGUUUUUAAAAACUAGCCAACGACAUAGAACCAAGGAUUUUCAGAUUGGAUUGCAGGCAAGAGUCGUAGGUAGGCACUGCUAUUGCCGUGCAGAUGAAGUCAGCAGCGGCGCUGUCCCACAUAUUGCAUGUGAGCCUAUAUUAAUUCGUUAAAGCGCUGUUGGUCUGAUUAUGCUUCCGGUUGCUCUGUGAAAUGGCUGUAGCUUCAUAGGCCGUCCUCAUAUCACAGUUGCAGAAAUUGGGAAAGGUCAAUCGGUUGACAUGACAUCUGAACCUGCCAUUGGCCUUCGUCCCGUGGCUCCUCUUUUCAUUUUUAUCUCGCAAGAGCAGAUCCAUCCGACUUUUGUCGUGGGUUAUCUAUCUGCUAUGAUGUAGAUUCGGCCAUCGAGUGCCCGGGUUGGUACAAUGCGACUAGCUCAUUGCCAGUGCACGGUUCUCCUUGUCGAGACCCGAACUAAUGACAGUUGAACUCUGCGCAACACACAACUCCCAUUCGCGUGAGAAGGGAGGACUUGUACGCGGUAUGUUUCCUG